AUGAAGGCAUAUCAGUGGCUCGUAGUCUUGGCAAUUCGUGCCUUUGCAGCCCCUUUGGUCACAAGUCCGCAUUUUUCUGAACAAAGGGUUGUCCGGAGCUCUGACGAUUUCCAAAAUAGUUCUGCUCUUGCGGGCAAAACUUGUUUCCACGUUUCCCCGGAUCACAGCGAGACACUGAACACGCGAGACUUGGUUCUACGGGGAGCCAUUCUGAAGCGUCUAGCAACCCCAAAGCACGCGGCAUCACGUCCGACAAAGCUUCCGGGUAAAGAGGAGCACUCAGUCAUAUCUGCAGAAGAGGCGUCCAGGAUGAAGUUGCCCGGCGGUGGCAGGCCAGGUGUUUUCUACCGCGGCGACUCUCGCCCCCCGACCGAAGUUUUUGAGUCGGGGUUCGUGCCCAGAGGUCAUGACCUGAGCCUGCGUCGUCACCUGAGCUUUGCGGGCGACUCGGGACUGGUAUCCCUCACCCGAUCGCGCAGAUCGGCGGAAAGAUACGCGUUUGGCCGGACGGGGGCAAAGACGGGCAGGGGCUAUGUGUAUGUCGUGUCUCCCACCGACGUGCCCGAUGGAUACUGGGUGCCUGGGAUCUUCCCGCCGGACAAGAAUCCUGCAGUUGGCUAUAACCAGGAAUUUGCUGCGACUGGUCCUGUUCCCGGCUCGAGUAUAUCCCACGCCUACGAGGUCUACGGGGACAAUCCGUCAGACAGGUCUCGGAGGAUUGACAACGAAAACUACGCCCUGAUGGAUUACCCCGGGUGCCUCACCAUGAAGAGGAGCGUGGUCAUCUGUGAUCCGGCCAAACCCAUGGAUGACGAGUUGGUGAUAAUAAAAUCCGCCUAUCCGGGCAGGCUUGGGCGACUGCAACUGCCGGGUUCUACAAGUAUAGGAGCACCUGGGGCCUCACUGAAAAUGCCAGGCCGUCCAGCAGGCGGCAAGGUCCGCAGCAGCAGCGCAACCAGCCUUUCAAAGCCCACGACAAAGAUUGCGACCAAACCCCGGCCAGCCGGUCAGUUGGGUUUCGUGGCAACCAUCUCGUUGCUAGGACCUUUCGCGCAUAAUGCACUCAACGCACUGAAAAAUUGGGAUCACCCUAUAGGCCGUGGCGUGGCAUGGUUUGACGACGCAAUCAACAGCCUCCAGGAGUCCAUCGGAGGCAAGCAGGUGCCCGAGAUUCACGGAAACGAGCUCAAGCUCAGAAUGAUCUGCUGGCUCAGAGGACAGCCAAGGUUUCCGAGUCCUGUGGACAGAGCCUGCCAACGGCUACGAGAGAAGGAUGCCGGGCGGACGGAGCAGGACAAGGAGAGGGAUUGGCAGACGGGACUGGCCCAGCUCCGGGAGGCUUGUGGAAAGGCUGCCAUGACGCCGCCGGCCGACGACGGCUUGCGGGAUGCCGUUUUCAAGCACUGCGAGGCCCUUGAAGACGGCAUUCUGCGGCUGAACGAGGCAAGGACCCGGCUCAUCGCCCACCGCGAGCAGUUUCGGGAAAAGGUGAAUGCGGGCGGCCAGGUCGAGCCGGAGGAUAUCGACGAGGCGGCCGAAUACAUUUCCAACGGCGCCUUUCCGUCGUUCCCAAACGACGACGGGGACAAGGUCCGCGAGCUGGCCGCCUGGUACAUGGGCGACGUGAAGCCGGAAAAUAAGGACAUGACGCCGGGACCAGAAUCCAAACACGGCCAGUCUGCGCCUGUUGAUCCACCGGCCUGGGUGGCCGCAUCUCGAGUCAUGGCAAAGGCUAUCCCCUUGGAUGGAGCAGUCGGCAGGGAGGCGUUCAACCUUGUAGAUCGCGGGCCAUAUGCAGGUUUAUUCAACGAGGCGGCCCCGAGCAGUAACGAGACUUGCUACUCGCCCGCUGGUCUUGUGAGUGCCCAGCCGGGCGAAAUCUGGGACAGGAUCUCUGCUGCGCUGGUCUACAUUGAGCAGAACCUGGUGGGGGAAAAGAAGAAAAUCUGCAAGGGGUGCUACGGGGGGAACGAUCAAUGGGACUUGGCAUGUGGUUCGGCGACUGCUUGA
This is a messenger RNA of Metarhizium acridum CQMa 102, 2010 nucleotides long. RefSeq lists its product as uncharacterized. The record is from RefSeq and is a predicted model, not a curated record. Lineage: Eukaryota; Fungi; Ascomycota; Sordariomycetes; Hypocreales; Clavicipitaceae.